UUCACGCGCAGACCUUCCGCGGAUAAACAUUGUAAGCGAACGGCUUUGGGAGGAUGUCACAUUUAAAAGUUUUGCGCGGGAAUUUCGCGCGUCAAUUAUUUUUUUCGCCAUGUAAAAAAAAUACGAACAAACUACGGACAAACAUAGUGCUAUCGCAGCAUGGUGAAGAUUUUGGUAGAAAUUUCGCUACUCAAACAGCACCCAAUGUAGACAAUAAAUAUUUAACAUCGCCUUGGGGUGACAUUCAAGUUGGAAAGGAAACUGUAACUGAAUUUGUGUUUGAAGACAUUGCAUUAUGGGCAGACAAGCCGGCAGUGACAUGCGGUUUAUCCGAGCGCUCAUACGACUAUGGUAUGCUGCGUAUGUUGGUGGAGCGCUGCGCUCAAGCGCUGCUGGGGCCACUCGGAUUGUCUCCAGGAGACCGAGUGGGUCUGAUUUUGCCAAACAUUCCAGAGUUUGCCGUUAUUGCCUAUGGAGCUAUGAGGGCAGGCCUGGUUUUAACUUUCGCCAACCCACUCUAUACAGCUGAGGAAUUACGGCGACAGUUUUCAGAUUGCAAUGUGAAGGUGAUUGCUACUAUAGAAAUGUUCAUGCCAGUCGCGCAGCAAGUUAGCAGCACUCUCAAAGAUUAUAAAGGCACCAUAUGGGUCGGAGGAGAGGAUGACAAAACAAAAGGAAUAUAUGGACUGCGCUCUCUGUUGGCGGCGGACCACAAGUCUGACUUGCCGAACUUGAACUGCGAUGACGUGUGCCUCGUGCCGUACUCGAGUGGCACCACGGGCAUGCCUAAAGGCGUGAUGCUGACGCACAAGAACCUUGUCACUAACCUAAAGCAGGUUCAGUGCCCCAGCAUUAUGAAAUAUAAAGGAGAGAAAGGGCGCGGGGAUGUAUUGUUGACUGUGCCGCCAUUUUUCCAUAUUUACGGAUUUAAUGCAGUGAUGAAUUACAACCUCAGGCUUGGCUACCAUUUAGUUUCUAUACCUAAGUUCACACCAGAAAGCUACGUCAAUUGUCUAGUACAAUACAAACCAACCACGUUAUUUGUGGUUCCGUCACUGCUUGCCUUCUUGGCUACUCAUCCUUUAGUGAAGAAAGAACAUCUUCAAUCCAUUGAUACAAUUAUGGUAGGCGCUGCCCCCACCACUGAUAGUAUGUUGGAAAAGUUUCUGCUCAAAUGUGAGAAGACUAAGGAUGAAAUUAGAUUGCUGCAAGGUUAUGGUAUGACAGAGAGCUCCCCCGUAAGUCUGAUGACACCAUACUACUAUCCAUACAACAAGAUCGGCUCCGUGGGUCAACUGAUCUGUAAUACCCAGGGUCGAGUAGUUUCACUCACCACCGGGGAGAAUCUAGGCCCUCACAAAUCCGGAGAACUGCUGUUGAGAGGACCGCAGGUGAUGAAAGGCUAUUGGAACAACGAGACGGCUACUAAAGAAACAUUAGACAGCGAAGGUUGGCUACAUACGGGCGAUGUCGCAUAUUAUGACAACGAUCAUUAUUUCUACAUUGUCGAUCGCACAAAAGAACUCAUUAAAGUUAAGGGUAACCAGGUAUCACCGACGGAAAUUGAGAGUGUAAUUAUGGAGCAGCCGGAAGUGGCGGAUGUUGCUGUAGUAGGGAUGCCGGAUCCGCUGGCCGGGGAAGUACCGAAAGCCUUCGUUGUUCUUAAACCGAACAAUACACUCACCGAGAAGCAAAUCUACGACUUGGUAGCUGUUAAAUUAACCAAAUACAAGCAUCUGGAGGGCGGAGUCGCUUUCUUAGACAGCAUACCCAGGAAUGCUGCAGGCAAAAUCAUGAGAAACGAGCUCAAAGUUUUGGGACGCAAAUCCAAACAUUAAUUUUGUGAUGUCUAUCUAAUAGUAUUAAUAAUGUUGUUAAUAGUAAAAUAAUUGUAUAUAGGUGAUAGUCGUACGUCAUAUUUUAAGUAUUGUUCUGGUUUAAUUAGGGUCCUAUAAUAGAGCUGUGAUUAAUAUUGACUUAUCAUAUAAUAAAGUUGUUAUUUUAUUAAUGUAAAUAGAAAAUUAAAGAUGCUAUUUUCACAAACUGUAUUCUUUUAUUUGUUACACAAUUAUAUCAUCAUAAGGUCAGUUCAGUACUACACAAUGUUUUAAUUACGCCUAUUUCAGUACUUCAAAUUACAUAAAUAAGAAAAAUCUAUUAAAUGUUAAAUUUUUCCUGUAAGUCAUGUUUCUUCUUUUUCAAAUUUCUUUUUCCACUUAAUACUUCGUUUAUCACACACACUAAUUUUUAAUGCAUAAAUUGUCAGUUCCUAGAAUUCAGGAUGUUUAUGUAGACUUAAAUAUUGCUAGGAGACAAACAUUAAAAAUAGAUCAGAGGCUAUUUGAUAUGUGUAACUAAAACAGUACCACUAUGCUGUCUUUCAUUCGUUGGUUUGCAUAAGUAUAAAACUUAAGAAAGUAAUUUUUAAUGUAAUGUAAGUAUCACACCUUAUUUUAACAAUAUGCAUAUUGGGGGUUCAGGAAUAUUUGUACCAUAUAAUCCUAAGGCAUAGCAAAGACAAUUAAAAAUU
Messenger RNA from Achroia grisella, 2530 nucleotides. RefSeq names its product probable 4-coumarate--CoA ligase 1. The transcript is spliced from 9 exons. The record is from RefSeq and is a predicted model, not a curated record. Gene Ontology annotation, molecular function: long-chain fatty acid-CoA ligase activity. Gene Ontology annotation, biological process: fatty-acyl-CoA biosynthetic process; long-chain fatty acid metabolic process. Bases 54 to 1838 code for a protein of 594 amino acids. NCBI's taxonomy places the organism in Eukaryota, Metazoa, Arthropoda, Insecta, Lepidoptera, Pyralidae.